CCAUUUGUGUGGGCGCAGGGGAUUGUGGGGGUGGGCGCUGGGAGGGUCUCAGAAUGGGGCUCCGAUCCCGGAAGGAGCCUGGCAGGGCCAGUUCCGGUCCCCCCAGCAGUAUGGCAUCCUGUGCGGAGCCCUCAGAGCCCACUGCCCCACCGCCUUCUGUCCCACCACUUGAAGACUUCGAGGUGCUGGAUGGAGUUGAGGAUGCAGAGGGUGAGGAGGAAGAGGAGGAAGAGGAUGAUGAUGACCUGAGUGAGCUGCCACCUCUGGAGGACAUGGGACAGUCCACUCUGGAGGAGGCCGAGCAGCCUGGGGCCCUGGCCCGAGAGUUCCUGGCUGCCAUGGAGCCAGAGCCUGCCCCAGCCCCGGCUCCAGAAGAGUGGCUGGACAUCCUGGGGAAUGGGCUGUUGAGAAAGAAGACACUGGUCCCAGGCCCACCUGGCUCAAGCCGACCUGCCAAGGGGCAGGUGGUCACCGUGCAGCUGCAGAUGUCGCUGGAGAAUGGCACACGGGUACAGGAGGAGCCAGAGCUGGUGUUCACCUUGGGCGACUGCGACGUCAUCCAGGCCCUGGACCUCAGUGUCCCCCUCAUGGACGUGGGCGAGACGGCCAUGGUUACUGCUGACUCCAAGUACUGCUACGGCCCCCAGGGCAGCAGGAGCCCCUACAUCCCCCCGCACGCGGCCCUGUGCCUGGAGGUCACCCUGAAGACGGCCGUGGAUGGGCCUGACCUGGAGAUGCUGACAGGGCAGGAGAGGGUGGCCCUGGCCAACCGGAAGCGGGAGUGUGGCAACGCCCACUACCAGCGAGCGGACUUCGUGCUGGCCGCCAACUCCUACGACCUUGCCAUCAAGGCCAUCACGUCCAGCGCCAAAGUGGACAUGACUUUUGAGGAGGAGGAGCAGCUCCUGCAGUUGAAGGUGAAGUGUCUGAACAACCUGGAGGCAGUGAAGGGGGCACCCAGAUGUCCAGCUCAGGCUGAGCCAGACACACAGGGAGAGGGGCGGGUUUGGACGGGACAGUGCUGUGCCAGCUGUAGCACUCAGAAGCCAGGGCCGUGGGCCUGUACAGAGGGGGCCAGGUGCUUAGCAGGACUGGGCCUCUUGAAGGAGAGCAAGCCUGCCGUGGUCCCCAGGCAUGGCGCCCUUUCCCCACAGGUGCUGGCUCAGCAAGGCGAGUACAGUGAGGCCAUCCCCAUCCUGAGGGCAGCCCUGAAGCUGGAACCUUCCAACAAGACGAUCCACGCGGAGCUGUCCAAGCUGGUGAAGAAGCACGCGGCGCAGCGCAGCACGGAGACAGCCCUCUACCGGAAGAUGCUGGGCAACCCCAGCCGGCUGCCGGCCAAGUGUCCCGGCAAGGGCGCCUGGUCCAUCCCGUGGAAGUGGCUAUUUGGGGCGACUGCUGUGGCUCUGGGGGGCGUGGCACUCUCUGUGGUCAUCGCUGCCAGGAACUGAAGGACCAGGUGGCUGCCACCCCCUCUGCACACCGUGGACCCCCCCUGCACUCCUCACUCCCCGGCUCCCUGUCCUCUGUCCUCUGUGGCCUGGCUCCCUCCUCUGGGUCGGGGAAGCAAGGAUCGGGGGUCACAAAGCCCAGAGAGCAAGAGGGACUGAGACCCCACAGGAGGCAGUGAGGGGCAGCCCAGAGGGAGGGCCUUGUCCCUGCAGACCCAGCUCCGCUUCCCCACCCCUGCCCAUGGGGUUCGGUCCCCCGGGGCCGGCCUCGGUUUCCCCUCCUAAGUAGGCCUGGGGGCAGCCCACCCCGCCCAGUUCCCACCUGACCGCCAGCCCUUCCUGCCCUGCCUGCCGCCCUCUGUCCAGGCUCCCCCACAGUGAAAUAAAGCCUCCACCCGCGC
This is a messenger RNA of Ictidomys tridecemlineatus (thirteen-lined ground squirrel), 1852 nucleotides long. The record is from RefSeq and is a predicted model, not a curated record. Lineage: Eukaryota; Metazoa; Chordata; Mammalia; Rodentia; Sciuridae.